This is a messenger RNA of Perognathus longimembris pacificus (Pacific pocket mouse), 1538 nucleotides long. RefSeq names its product Kruppel like factor 1 (gene Klf1). Lineage: Eukaryota; Metazoa; Chordata; Mammalia; Rodentia; Heteromyidae. Gene Ontology annotation, molecular function: RNA polymerase II cis-regulatory region sequence-specific DNA binding; DNA-binding transcription factor activity, RNA polymerase II-specific. The transcript is spliced from 3 exons. The record is from RefSeq and is a predicted model, not a curated record. The coding region runs from base 80 to 1159 and encodes 359 amino acids. Gene Ontology annotation, biological process: regulation of transcription by RNA polymerase II.
AGGGGCCCACAGAGCCUCAGAGCCCACGAGGCAGUAGACAGUGAGGAGGUCUGAGGCCCAGGGUGGGCAUCAGCCAGCCAUGGCUGUAGCUGAGACUGCCCGGCCUUCUCUCAGCACACUGGCCACCCUGGGCCCCUUUCAGGACGGCCAGGAGGACAUCUUUAAGUGGUGGCGCUCCGACGAGGCACAGGACAUGGGCCCAGGCCCCCCGGACCCCAUGGGGCUGCCCCUUCACACAGGCCUGAAGUCGGAGGACCCUCCCGGGGAGGACCAAGACGAUGAGAGGGACGUGGCCUGCGCCUGGGACCCAGAUCUUUUCCUCACCAACUUCCCCGGGCCCGAGCUUGGCGGGGUGCCCCGACCCUGUGCGCUGGCGCCCAGUGAGGGCCCAGGGGUGCCGUUCCCCCCGCAGCCUGAGAGUCUGGGCGCCUAUGCGGGCGGCUCGGGAUUAGUGGCUGGGCUUUUGGGGUCCGAGGAGCACGCAGGUUGGGGACACCCUGCCCCGCGACCCCCCACACCUGACCCCUUUGUGGCCCCAGCCCUGGCUCCGGCACCUGAUCUCAAGGCGCUGCCGCUGCAGCCAGGGUACCCUGAGUCAGGAGCGAGCUCCUCGGCCAGCUACUUUGCACGCACCGGGUUCUCGUUGCCCACGGGGCCGGGCGCCCCGUACGGGCUGCUCUCGGGGUACCCGGCGCUGUACCCGGCACCGCCACAGUACCAAGGGCACUUCCAGCUGUUCCGGCCUUCCCCGGGCCCCGCAGCACCCCCUUCUUUUCUGAGUUGUCUGGGACCUGGUACAAUGGGCACCGGACUCGGGGGGACUGCAGCAGACCCCAGCGUGAUGGCAGAGGCUGCGGUCCCCAAGCGCAGCCGGCGCUCGGGGGCGCACAAGAGGCAGGCGGCGCACACGUGCGCGCACCCGGGCUGCGGCAAGAGCUACACCAAGAGCUCGCACCUGAAAGCGCAUCUGCGCACGCACACGGGAGAGAAGCCUUAUGCCUGUUCCUGGGACAACUGUGGCUGGAGGUUCGCCCGUUCAGAUGAGCUGACCCGCCAUUUCCGGAAGCACACAGGACAGCGCCCCUUUGGCUGCCAACUCUGCCCACGUGCCUUUUCCCGUUCUGAUCACCUGGCCUUGCACAUGAAGCGCCACCUUUGAGCCCCACCCUGGUACCCCAAUAUUGCCAGGGAAAAACAGUGGAUUCACAUAGGGUGGUUUUCUCAAGGACUGACCCUUUCUUGGAUUUGCGGAACUCAUCUAUCUAAGCUCACAGACACACCUUGAGGGAAUUUUCAAUGGAAAACAUCUCUCCCCCACUCCAUCCAGCCAUGUCCUGAGCAACAAGUGCCAGACCAUCAAAUAAACGGACUGAGAUAGACCCUCAGAUCAGCUCACAGUCAGGUGGGAGAGUGGUGAAGUUUUCCCAGAGACCUUGGGGUUCAGAAGGGAUUUCAUGCUGUGACCCACAGAAAUUCCCUAUCAACUGUGCAUGAGUAUGGAUUCUAUCAAUAAGCCCCUCAUAAAAACUUGAGCUUUG